AUGGGCAGCACUGUCUCGGCCUUAGUAUUUCAGCCGCCGCCACCAACCUACGGCUACACACGCCGCUACUUUUUUCUUGUGACGGUUAUGAACAACAGGAUCCCAGCUUUUUUUAUUCCAUACGAUAAGGCUGAAUACACUGUGCUCUUUUCGCAUGGCAACGCAGAAGAUCUUGGAAUGAUCUAUGAUUGGUUUUGUGAAGUGAGUAGAAGACUUCAGGUAAAUGUUAUGUCUUACGACUACUCUGGAUACGGCAUCAGUGAAGGUGAAGCCAGCGAAGAAGCUUGUCUUGCGGAUAGUGAAGCUGCGUUCACGUACCUCGUAAACGUGAAGAAAAUACCCCCUAGCAAAAUAAUUUUAUAUGGCAGAUCGCUUGGCUCUGGGCCAGCGACGCACCUCGCAGUGAAGCAGUCGAAUAUUGAGCAGCCUGUUGCAGGUGUAAUUCUCCAGAGUCCUGUCCUCUCAAUGUUCCGAGUCGUCUUCAAUUUUCGCUAUACAUUUCCGGGCGACUUAUUCUGCAACAGCGACAUAAUUAAUCAGGUGCGAUCGCCUGUAACUAUAAUUCACGGCACUCGAGACGAAGUAGUGCCUUUUUGGCAUGGAGAAGGAUUAUUCGAGAUGUGCUCCCAGGAAUGGAGGUGCAAGCCUCUGUGGGUCACUGAUGCUGGCCACAACAACAUCGAAGCGUAUCUUAGUGCGAUCGGCGAUGACUUUUUCCAGCACCUUAUUGAGUUUGUAGAUAUCUGUCACGUGACAGCCACACUUCGAGCCAAAGCUGCAGAUGAAGAAGCAUUUGUAUCUGAGAAAGCAAUAUAA
Molecule: messenger RNA, 816 nt
Organism: Plasmopara halstedii
Lineage: Eukaryota; Oomycota; Peronosporomycetes; Peronosporales; Peronosporaceae
Product: serine protease family
Exons: 6
Coding region: 1-816 (271 amino acids)
Source: RefSeq, a predicted model, not a curated record